Molecule: messenger RNA, 1901 nt
Organism: Melitaea cinxia (Glanville fritillary)
Lineage: Eukaryota; Metazoa; Arthropoda; Insecta; Lepidoptera; Nymphalidae
Product: endoribonuclease CG2145-like
Exons: 7
Coding region: 1-1623 (540 amino acids)
Molecular function (GO): RNA endonuclease activity
Source: RefSeq, a predicted model, not a curated record
AUGGGUACUUCUUUGAAACCUAUCUCGAACCCUAUCAAACGAGGCUCUACCAGAGACCAACGACAUAAUCCAAUCAACGACUUUUUACUUCACGAAGCUGGUGGUAUUCCAUCAAAUGAUAAGAAUAAUAAUUAUAACGCAAAUUUUCCAAGUUUGCCAUCGUCGAAACCGAUUCAAUCUACUCCAAACACUAAUAUUAAUUAUAUUUCUUCAACAAAACCACAGCCAUCCGGUAAACGUGACUACGUUGCCCCUCAACGUCCAACAGUUGUACCUUCGUCAACAUCUAAACCUCCAGUAAAUUCAUUUACCAAUACUGGAACAACUUCACUCUCUCCUAAAAGGGACUAUGUAGCUCCCCAGUUUCCUACUUUGAAACCUAUCGGAACUCAAUCACAUCAGUCUACUUCUAAUACAACACCUAUGCCACGUGGUCCUCCUAAGAGAGAUUAUGUGGCACCACCAUCAAACCACGGAAAUCCGCAGCCAACGACUGGAAAAGUAAAAGAUCUCAUUAACUUGUAUGAUAGUAUAUCUACAGGUGGAACGGCACCGUCGCAAAAACCUAGUUAUAGUUCUGUAUUACUACCCAAAGGUGACAAAGUACCAACGCAGCAUGGUAAUCAUGACUCAACUGUAUCAACAGCUAAUACUCCAAAACCGAUAAGCUUUAGUUCAGUCAUAUCAGGUUCAAAUAAACCUACAUCCCCUCCUUCAAAACCAGGUGUUUCAAACAAUAAUUUACAACCAACAAAUCGGCCUGGAAGUCCUGUUUUACCCAGUACUAUAGUCAAUAAUCAAGGUCAAAAUUCAAAUUCAAAUGGGCCGAGUGAUGUUGAGUUACAAACAUUAAGCGAAGAAUUGCUUCGUAAAGACGUAAAUAACGCCGCUAAAUAUAUAACAGUAAACUAUCAGGAGAAAACAACAGGAAUUUCUAAAGAUGAUAAAGCUCCAUUACCUUUGCUUACUAUUGCGCCCGAAGUAUGGAAUAUUACGACGAUACAAAAAAUGUUGCCGCUAUUGGAUAAUUAUGAAAGAGAUACUUCAGACAACGAACACGUCACAGCGCAGGAACGGAAUGAAGAGAACGCAUUUUUGGAUGCAAUUAUGUCUACGACUGUGAUUCGCCAUUUAAUGAGUUUCCUAAAAGAUAAAGGAUACGUCACACCAGAUCCUAAACAACAAAGAGAUUACUUGAAACAAAUGUGGUUCGGUUUAUAUUCUAGAGGUAAAGGAAAAAUAAGCAGUUCAGGCUUCGAACACGUGUUUGUAUCUGAGCUUAAAAACCUCGAAGUCUUAGGAUUACACAAUUGGAUAUAUUUUUCGAAAGAAGAAUCCGCAAAUCGUAUCAACUAUUUAGGUUACUUGAAAUACGUUACUUUCAAUAAUAAAGGAGCUAUUCUUAAAAUGCACAUGAACCAGCAAGGAGUCGACAAGCCCAUAAACUCUAUGUUCAUAGGCACAUCGCCUGAAUUGGAAAUAGCCCUUUAUACUCUAUGUUACGUUACGAGAGUAGAUAAUGAUUGUAAUCUCAAGCUUGACUCGAAAGAUAUUAAAAUAAUUACGUAUAAUUAUAGAUAUCGCAGCAAAAACUAUAUCGGCAGUGCCUUUCCACAGAUAUAACAAGCUUUGCAGUAUAAUUAACAGUGGCGAAAUUACAAAUUUGCCGCCAGUAGACUCAUUACGUUUUUGCCGCCGACUCGUUAAGUUUUCGAAACUAAUUUUAGCCGGUAAAAAACGCCCGUAACGUUAAAUAAAACCGUAAGAUUCUUAUUUAUAGUCAUGUAUGAUGGCUAUACAAAGUCUAAUGCAUAGUCUACGUGUUAUCAUUGUAAAUAAAAGAAAGGUGUUCAGAUAAUUUUGUAAAGUAGUAUUUUUUAAUUUAUAUCGAUAAAAAUAUC